Messenger RNA from Paramecium primaurelia, 1218 nucleotides. The record is from the annotation of a GenBank genome assembly. NCBI's taxonomy places the organism in Eukaryota, Ciliophora, Oligohymenophorea, Peniculida, Parameciidae.
AUGGAAAUCGAUUAAACAUGCACUCAACAUCCUAAAUAAAAGAUAGGCUGGGUUUGCUUAGAGAAAUAGUGUCUUUAACGAGUAAUGUGUUCAACUUGUGCAGUUAAGAUUCAUGAGAAAUAACAUAAAGUAAAUUUGAAUUGACAUUUAAAAAGUUAGAAGAACUUUCAAAUUUAUUAGAAAAUGGAGUUUUAUAAAUGUAUUAAAGUAAUAGCAAAAACAUAAGUCCUGGGCUUAAAUAUUUACUUAAUGGUGAACCUGAGAUAAUCUAAGAAGAAAAUAGAAUUGGAAAUGAUAAUAAUUAUUUUUAAAGUCUAAUAGAAAGAAAUCUAGGGGGAGUUUAAAAAAAAAUGGAUGCUUUUAAAAAAGAAUUUCAAGAUAAAUAAAAAGAGAUUAAAUAAAGUAAUUAGGAAGAGAGAAAUGAAAUUAUAACAACUUUAGAAUAAUUAAAUUAAAAAAUAAAAGUAUCAGAAGAUGUUGGAAAUGAUAUUGAAGAGGCAUUCAAAAAAAUAUAAUCUUAUGUCAAUCAUAAAGAAUAUGAAAUGAAACAUAAUAAAGAAGGAGAGAUUGUUAAUAAAAAGUAAAUUAUAAAAUAUAAAAUUUUUAGAAUUUAUCUUCUAAAUUUAAUGAAAGAUAACUUUGUUAAAAUGAUAAAAAAUUAUUUUAGUAAUGCUUUUACAAUAGAAUUUUGUAGAUUAUUUGAUAUGCAAAUGGAAACAUUAAAUUCAAAAGAAGUUUAAGAUGUGAAUGGAUUUUUAGAUUAUGUCGACAGCAAAUGGAAAUAAGAUUAUAAAAACCUUUAAAUAUCCAUAGAAAAAUUUGUUUAAAAAUUGCAUGAAGGUCUGAAAUAUAUAAUUUAAUUACCAUUACAAGAGGAGAAAGUAUAUAUUUAUAUAAUUAUAGCCAUUAAAAUAAUAAAUUGUUAUCCCAUAAUUUACCUCUCCAUCUAGAAAUCCAAUUUAGUAUUAAUAAUAACCUUAAUUUGUACCAUUAACACCUUACAAUUAAGUACCACCUUAGUAUUAAUUCCAUUAAUAAAUACCAUUGACUGGCUAAAGGGUAUAUCAAAAUUAAAAUUAAUUCAAUUCUGCUCCAGUUCCAUAAGCUGAUGUAGAGAACGAUUAUUUUGCCUAAUCUUAAAUAAUCUAUGAAGAGCCUUAAAUGCGGAAUAAUACAAGACCUGAUUUUGUUAGUUAGAGUUUAUAAUAAUAUUAAUGA